GUAACCAUAGUUACUGGAAUGGAUCACGGUUGGUAGCAUUACCACCGUACAACUUGGCAAAAUUGAGUUGGAAAUCAGCCCUAAAUUUUAUAUUACUAUGAUAAUAGGAUUAAAAGGCAAAUCAAACUACUCGCAGCUGUGACUUUGUGAUUAGAAUGUCUCAGCUGAAAAGUUCUGCAUCGGAACGAACAAGUAUUCACGAUAUGCUUAAGGAGACACCUUCAAAUGAGAAUCGGAGUAGUAACGUAGUAGCUGCAGUUGAAACGAAACCUGCGUGCCCAUACUCUCGGUCGGUGCCGACCGGUCUUUCUGCUUGUACAAGUUCGCCAGCGAUAUUAACACCUACUGCCCCCACCCAAAACGACGAUGCAACAAUAAUGAAGACUUCCUCCAGAAUAGAAAAUCUAAAGAACUGGUCAAUAUCGACUUACAAAUGUACGAAGCAAUUGAUGUUCGAAAAAUUAGGAAAAUCUUCGAGAACUGUAGACACAGAACUAGAAGCACAGAUAGAGCAAUUAAGAGAAACGCAAAGAAAGUAUUCCAAUAUUUUACGGUUAUCUAGAGCAUUAACGAGCCAUUUUUAUCAUGUCGUUCAAACACAGCAUGCUUUAGGAGAGGCCUUCUCCGAGCUCGCUCAGAAAUCGCCCGAAUUACAAGAGGAAUUCUUAUACAAUUCUGAAACGCAGCGAAAUCUAACAAAAAACGGAGAGACGCUGUUAGGGGCUCUUAACUUUUUCACAUCGUCCGUAAACACCUUAUGCAAUAAAACGAUAGAAGAUACGCUACAAAGCGUGCGCCAAUAUGAAGCUGCUCGGAUCGAGUACGAUGCCUAUCGUACCGAUUUAGAGUCUUUAAUGCCGAAGGCGGACGGCACUGUAGAUUUCGAUGAGGCUCAAAAAAGUUUUGAGAUGCACCGUCAGAAUUUCAUGAAGUUGCGCACGGAGGUAACGAUUAAAAUGAAGUUUCUCGACGAAAAUAGGAUUAAGGUGAUGCAUAAGCAACUAUUAUUGUUUCAUAAUGCCAUCUCAGCAUACUUUUCUGGUAACCAGGUCGCGCUGGAGGCGACGUUAAAACAAUUUAAUAUUAAAGUAAAAACUCCAAAUUCGGCAUUUCCAUCGUGGUUAGAACAGUAGUUAGUUAACCAAGUUUCAUUUGCACACACUACUAUUAAUCUAGUCAUUAAUUCGUGUAUUAUUCCUUGAAUUUUUUAUUUAAAUUGUGAUGAAUGCGUUAGUAAUAAGGUGAUGAAUGCUGUUCCGUGGCAGAAUCUCACUAAUUCAGUCGCAAAUUAAGAAUAUGUCAAUUGCGCUGGAUUACUUUGAUUCUACUCCUGUAUAUUUAUUUCCAAAUUAGCGGCUUGGUCGGCGGUUUUGCCUAAAAUCAGUAUUUAUUCUAGAAAAAUGCGAAGGAGCAUGUUGUGGGCGUACAAUUGAAGACCAUUUGUGGGUACAUUAUUUUUAAAUAGGGGAUGUCGGAUCUAAGGCUGCUCUACAAACCUCACCCAUUAUCAUUCCAUUCGUUCCAAACUUUUAAGCCUAAUCCACUAAGUGCAAUUGAAAACACAACAAAUGGGUCAUAUUGGUCUUUCUACCCGUGGAGACUGUACGAAUUGUUCUAAUUCUGCUUUGUUCAGCACAGAAAGGCUUUAAACAUGCAGAAGCUCCGAAUACACAAAAUCUCAUAAUUAUGUGCCAUUUUGGGACCAAAUCAAUCUGCUCUCCUUUUAAUGUUGUUAGUUUUAGAAAGUGAAAUUUUUGAAAUUUGACACUCUGGUCAAAUAACCUUUUGUCUUUGAAAUUCAUCGAGUUUUUAAUUGAUUUGUUUUCGUGCUACCAUGUGCCAUACUUUUGUUGACUCGUAAAUGAAACAGAAAACUUCACUCUGAGAUUAUUUUAAUGUGGCCUGGAAAAUUUGUUUAUUUAAAAAAUUGAAGUUAUGCUAGUAGUAGUAGUAACAAUUUUAGUAAAUACCAAGACCUGCCAGAUUAGUAUUUUAAUUAAUAAGCAGCAGUUUUUGUUUUGAUAGCUUAAAAAAAAUUAAUAUUUCCAUGAGAGUUCUUACCAUCCAUCCAUCCAGAGAGUUCUUACGAAAAUCACAUUUGCACAUAUUUCUUUCAAAACAUAGGGCAAACCGAGAGAUUUAUAGAGGGCUAAAUUUCUCACAAAAAACUGUAUACGUUUAUCUUAAACGAAAUAUAAGCAUUGGAAGGUAUUGGAGUAGUCGAGACUCUACUAACAGAAGUGUCUCUUAUAUAGCAUCAACUACACCCUUGCUUCACAAUUAAAGUAGCGGUUCAUACCUCUUUGUUUGUGGUCUGCAAUUAUCAUCUCAGUGCUUAGUAUGCGGAACAGAAUUCUUAACAGGAAUAGUCAUUGUUUUUUUGAAUAAAACUGAAAUCGCUAACCACAUAAUCGGUAUCAAAAUUGUCUGUCCCUGGGGACAGUGAUUUUGAUUAUGAAAGGUCAACUUAAGGCAUGGUUGCCAAAGUUGCAGUUAGAUAGUAUAUCAAUAUAUUUGGACCAGUUAGUUUCAAUUAGUUUAAAAAAUAAAGCUUUUUGAAAAAAUAAGUAUACUUUUAUCCUCAAAUGAAUAUGCACAGAUCGUUUAGGCCGCAAAUGUCCAAAGUGCAGAUUAGAGAUAAGAAACCUAUUGUACCUUGAAAUCUACUUAUUUAUUUAUUUUAUUUAUUGCUAACAUUAGGUGCUUUUGGUGUGAAUAUUUUUGAGUUAAUUUGUAAUAUGCACUAAUGAUUGCUUUUAACGUCAUUCAUCAACCUCCUUCAUCUUCUAUUUUAUUGGAGACAUUUCCAAAAAUGUCUGUCAUAGUUUCUUAACUACAAUCUCAUAGAAAAGUGGUUUAUCCUUUUUGCACCAUACUGUUCUCUCAUUCUUAUUUAUUUUUAAAAUCCCGAUACAGUUACAGUAAAAUAUAUUUGUUAUUGAAUAAGGAAUUCGGUGAUGUGGUCCUAUAUAUUUGGUGGGAGUAGGGUUCUUGUAGUUUCCAUUUCUUUAAAGUAAAAUUUCAUCAGGUUUUGAUUGAAUGUUUUCCAAAUUUACAAUUCCUACUCGUGUGAUGGUAACAAAUAAAUGCACUACUGUAAAAAAAAAUAUAAAAAGUACUAAAAAUAACUUAUUUAUUCAUAGUUUGUUAAGUUUCUCUUUUAUAACCACUAUACCAAAUGUUUUGUUCUCUAUCAGGAUAUUGCAUUAUUUGAUUUUUCAGUCAUAAGAAAUGUGAAAUAAAAAUUACAAGAAAUUCUCUAACCAUUUGAACCAUUUAUUACAGAUUUUUUGCAAAAUCAUGGUUGCCACAAGGUUCCAUCAUAUACAUAAAUAACUAGGGGCUUCCUUGAAUCACACUCUUACACAGUCGAAAAAGUAUUUAAAAAAUUGCAUUCUGUUUUGUAAAGAAUAAAGAUUGUUCUGAAAUACGUUGUGGAUUAGGUUGGUAUUAAUGGCUUUGACCAUAUUGUCUGUUUUUAUACAACGAAACUUCGGCAUCUGACAAGAGUCCUCUAUUUAAAGAUACACUAACUAAUUACUGGAAAGUAUGUCCAGCUCAAAUAAAUAUCGCGUAUAUCUACGACUGAGUUUAAUGUAUUAAGGAUGAUGUUACCUACUUCUUGUGAACUUUUCAGUCUAUCUACAAAAGAAGGUAACGGUUGAUUUCUAAAAUAAUUGUGUAAAUCGGAGCGUCUCGAACAUUACUUUUCACUCAUACCUCUUUUAUUAUUUAAAUUUACGAACACCUUUCAUUCCCAAAUAAAGUAGUAGUAGAUAAUAAAUAAUAAAAAAACGUGUGGGUGAAGUGUGAAAUUGAAUACAUGCCGAUCAAGAAAUGGACACAUUUUCAAGUAUUAUAAAGAUUGUUCUGUCCUUGGCAAUGUUGUAAAGUGAAACGUCCAAGAUUGUUUGUAAAACAUUCCUAAUGUUAAGUGACGCAUUGGAACAAAGUAUGAGAUUUUCGUACCAAAACAAACUUGGUAACUUCUUUCUCGACUUGUGUAGCUGAUUCUGAUGUGCGAGAUUUAUCAAGUUUGUGUUGUUCCUUGUUCACUUCACCACAUGUGAUUACAAAUAUAUGUAUUAUGUGUUGCUGCAAUAUUUGACAUGAAUUCUUUAGUUGCUUUAUAAAUGAACAGUUUUAGCUUUUUUUAUAGUGUUAUUAUUUCAAUUAAUGUACUUAAAUAGUUUUUUGUAGUUUUAUGUACUUAUAACAAACUAAAACUUUUCACUAGUCA
Molecule: messenger RNA, 4240 nt
Organism: Photinus pyralis (common eastern firefly)
Lineage: Eukaryota; Metazoa; Arthropoda; Insecta; Coleoptera; Lampyridae
Gene: Arfip
Product: arfaptin-2
Exons: 5
Coding region: 156-1133 (325 amino acids)
Biological process (GO): regulation of Arp2/3 complex-mediated actin nucleation; intracellular protein transport
Cellular component (GO): trans-Golgi network membrane
Molecular function (GO): phospholipid binding; protein domain specific binding
Source: RefSeq, a predicted model, not a curated record